This is a messenger RNA of Cylindrotheca closterium, 1395 nucleotides long. Lineage: Eukaryota; Bacillariophyta; Bacillariophyceae; Bacillariales; Bacillariaceae. The record is from the annotation of a GenBank genome assembly.
AUGGAAGUAACUGAAUACCAGUUCCAAGGCAUUGAGGGAGAAACAGUACCAAAUUUUGUUCUAAAACUGAUUGUCAAUCCAGGCAUUCGGGAAUUGCCUCGUUACUUGUGCGCAAAUCAGUUUGAUUUGCAGGAAGUAAGUCUACCUGAAGGAUUAAUCAAGAUUGGUCAUGGGGCGUUUGAUUUCUGCUGUUACUUGACUGAAAUCAAGAUAUGCAGCACCAUAGAGUCCAUUGGGGAAGCUGCGUUUGUGCACUGCAAGCGGCUAGCAAAAGUAGAGUUUGAAUAUUCCUCCUCUUCGCCCCAUCAAAUCAAGGCAAUUGGCAAAUUCGCUUUCAGUUGUUGUGUUUUACUACAACGAGUCAAGAUUCCCUCGUCGCUGAAAGUGAUAGGCAACGAUGCCUUUCAUGCCUGUAAAAUCUUGAUAGAAGCAGAUCUGUCGACGACUUCCAUUGCUGAGAUCCCCCAUGAUGUCUUCCUUGAUUGCCGCUCCCUGCAAACUGUGAGUCUCCCAAAAUCAUUAGAGCUAAUUGGACAAAAUGUAUUCCAUAAGUGCACGAGCUUGGUUACAGUGAUGGUGCCCGUGGAGUCCCAUGCGAUCGAGCUUGAAGGCAACUCAAUUGGUUUGUGCAACGCUCUUGCAAAUAUUGUGCUUCCGAAAUGGUCCAUUGCCAAUAAAGAAUAUUUUGAUAAAUGCACACUAUUGCAAGACCGCUUUGGUAAAGAAGCAGAUGAUAUUGGCGCUUGUUUGACACACCGGUUUGACAACUUUCCUUUGCACAGAAUCUGCUACUAUUACAAUUCCUCUGCUGCCGCCCUAGAACUUUGCGAUUGUAUUCAGAAGACAAAGGAGGAGGAGGAGUCACCGCUCGUGGAUAGGUUCGGGAUGACGCCAUUUCAUGUCCUGUGUUCGACCAUUGGACCAAGUCAAGAUCUGCUCCAAGUCCUUCUAGAUAAGCUUCCACACUAUGUUCUCGGCUGGAGAGAUGCUAAUGACAACAUGGCAAUGAAUUACUUGGUGAAUAACUGGACUGACGAAAACAAGAUUUUGCUGCAAAAGGUCCUGCAAAGUUGGAUAUUUAGUCGAUUGGAGCACUGGUGCUCGGAAAGUGGGAGGAGGCGAAUGAUCCCCCUUGUGAAUGCUGUACUUGCUGAAGACGACAAGGAGCGUAGAAUCACUGCAUUUGUAGAAGCAUGCUCGGUCUUUGCACAGUACGAAGGUAUGGAAGCCACGUCCAUCUUGGAGAUGACUCUGUGGAAAGGGAAAGUUAAUCAUGAAUGGAGCAAUGAUGGUUCCAACCGUCGGGCGCUAGAACGAGAAGAAAGCAGGUUUGUCUGUGGAUCGAGCAUUGUGAUGCCGAGUGUAAUGAUGUUCUUGACAACAGCCCGGCGGUAA